CUGCACUACGGGACCCUCCUGGGCAGCAGAGCUUGUGCCCACAUGGCAGCAGCUGCCUGGGCCAGUGGCUUUCUCACUGCUCUCAUGCACACAGCCAAUACAUUUUCUCUGCCCCUCUGCCAUGGCAAUGCCCUGGGCCACUUCUUCUGUGAAAUCCCACAGAUCCUCAAGCUCUCCUGCUCAAAUUCUAACCUCAGGGAAUUUGGGCUUCUUGUAGUUACUGGUAGUUUAGGUUUUGGUUGUUUUGUGUUCAUGGUUUUCUCCUAUGUGCAGAUCAUCAGGGCUGUGCUGAGGAUGCCCUCUGAGCAGGGACAGCACAAAGCCUUUUCCACCUGCCUCCCUCACCUGGCCGUGCUCUCCCUGUUCAUCAGCACUGCAGUAUGUGCUUACCUGAAGCCUCCCUCCAUGUCCUCCCCAUCCCUGGAUCUGGCCCUGUCAGUUCUGUACUCAGUGGUUCCUUCAGCCACCGAUUUUACUGGUGUUGUAAAGCAUGUGGACGAGGGGGAUAGUGGCUUUGACACCUAG
This is a messenger RNA of Melospiza melodia melodia, 525 nucleotides long. RefSeq names its product olfactory receptor 14J1-like. Gene Ontology annotation, biological process: G protein-coupled receptor signaling pathway. Gene Ontology annotation, cellular component: membrane. The record is from RefSeq and is a predicted model, not a curated record. Lineage: Eukaryota; Metazoa; Chordata; Aves; Passeriformes; Passerellidae. Gene Ontology annotation, molecular function: olfactory receptor activity; odorant binding. The annotation marks the transcript as partial. The transcript has 2 exons.